AUGAGUAAUACAAGAGUAGCCGCCGGCCAGGAAAAAGACAAAAAGCAUCCUCCUGCCGUUGUACUGACGUAUGCCAGUUUAGAAAGGAGACUGGAUACCAUUGUAUUCAGAGCGUGUCUAGCAACAAGUAUUUGGCAGGCCAGACAGAUGGUUUUACGUGGGAAGGUGUCUGUGAAUGGGGUGAAGACGCCAAGGCCCGCACACCACGCAUCUCCGGGCGAUAUAAUCUCUGUCGUUCCUAAUGCAAUCCCGCUUCUUAGUGAACCGGCUACCGAAUCUGGACUCACUUUUAAGUCAACUUUAAUACGUGCUCAAUUGUGUACUUACGGUAUCCAAUCUCGCGGCCAGGAAAAAGUAAAAAUUCCAUCUCCAUUUCCACCAGACUUGCACGCAUUGGCAUAUGAAUU
This is a messenger RNA of Paraglomus occultum, 407 nucleotides long. The record is from the annotation of a GenBank genome assembly. Lineage: Eukaryota; Fungi; Glomeromycota; Glomeromycetes; Paraglomerales; Paraglomeraceae.